Endocarpon pusillum Z07020 is the source of this 1497-nucleotide messenger RNA. RefSeq lists its product as uncharacterized. Gene Ontology annotation, cellular component: cytosol; mitochondrion. The transcript has a single exon. The record is from RefSeq and is a predicted model, not a curated record. Gene Ontology annotation, molecular function: mannokinase activity; fructokinase activity; glucokinase activity. Bases 1 to 1497 code for a protein of 498 amino acids. Gene Ontology annotation, biological process: glycolytic process; glucose 6-phosphate metabolic process; intracellular glucose homeostasis. Lineage: Eukaryota; Fungi; Ascomycota; Eurotiomycetes; Verrucariales; Verrucariaceae.
AUGUUGCUAUACCCUUCGCUUGUACAGAAAGCCUCCAUUUCACCUCACACGCCUCGUCACGAUGUCCUCAGGUCCAACCAACCCUCUCUCGACAACCUAGGGCAAGAAGUGGUUGAACUCUUCACAGCACCAAUCACUCCAUGGCGCAUGUCACGAAUGUCGGGCAAGUUACAACGACGCUAUCUAGAGAAGCUACACUGCAGCACCGAAUGUAUGCUACCAUCAUUCAAUCAUACACUACCUACAGGUCAGGAAGCCGGUACAUACCUAGUGCUGGACGUGGGGGGGUCGACCUUGCGUAUAGCAUUGGUAGAGCUAUGCGGAAAGUCUUACAAAACUAAAAGGCUCAGGAUAAUACAGAUGACUGUUUCGCCGAUCGACGAUGUGGUCAGGCGGUUACCAGGAGCAUCCUUUUUUGAUUGGAUCGCCGAGAAGAUCGCAGACAUGCUGGCAGGUCGUUCUGAGCACAAUGGCCAUGAUGUGGAACCUCUGCCGGUUGGUCUGUCAUGGAGCUUCCCAGUCGAGCCAACCUCCCCCUCUGGUGGUAACAUUCAAGGCAUGGGCAAAGGCUUCUGCUGCGCCCAAGCUACCCUUGGUCACGACCUAGGAGGGCUGAUCACUGCAGCCUGCCGAAGUCAGGGGCUGAAUAUUCGCAUUGACGCGCUCGUCAACGACUCGUGCGCCACGCUCCUUUCACGUGCAUAUGUGGAGCCCUCUACGACUAUGUCCCUGAUCCUGGGUACAGGUACAAAUAUGGCUGUUCACCUUCCAGUUUCCUGCCUUGGUGCAUCCAAGCUCCAGCACCGUGAUUCGACAUGGCUGUCGCAGGCAGAAAGGGUUACCAUCAACACCGAAAUAUCCAUGUUUGGCAAAGACAUCCUGCCUAAGACUCGAUGGGACGAUCUCCUCAAUCGGAGUCAUGACCUGCCAGACUUUCAGCCACUGGAAUACUUGACCACUGGCCGCUACCUGGGAGAGAUACUACGUCUUGUCAUUAUUGAAGCCGUGGAGACAGCUGGCCUGUUCAAAGGCCGUUUUCCAUCCUCCCUAAUGGGAAAGUAUUCGCUGGAUACCGCAGUGUUAGCCGUCGUUGAGGGUGACAGCUCGCGCGACCUUAAGAAAUCAAGCGCCUAUCUACAAGGAAUUCUGUGUCUGGACUCGCCUCCUACAGCUACAGAAAUGACAUUCCUUCGUGUGGCUGCCCAGUCGAUCUCGAAGAGAGCAGCCGCCUACAUUGCAGUUGCAAUCCACGCACUCUGGGCUGUGGAGAGGAAGGUCGGUGCAACAGGAAGCUCCAAAACGACCAUUGCUUGUAAUGGCACUGUGAUUGAAAAAUAUCCUGGGUUUAGAUCGCGGUGUGAAAGCUACAUCUCCGACAUCAUCAAGUAUGAUGCUGAGGGAGGACAGGCUGAUUCAGAGGUCUAUCUGGAGAUGGCUGAUGACGCUGCUAUACUGGGUGCUGCUGUUGCUGUGGCUAUCGGGGAGAGCCGGCGUUGA